AUGGCUCAAGAACCACCUAACACGCACCUCAAUAAGCUUCAAGUGUCACUCGAAUCAAGCUUUGCUCAGAUCGAUAGCCGAGUAGCUACUUCUUCUAUCUCUACAAACGAAGCAAAAACAACCACUGAGUUCUCUACCUCAACUAUCCCCACAUCCUCACAAUCAUCUGGACCAGGAAAAAAUGGAUCAAGCGUCGAUCAGACUAGUGUAUACAAUGAGAUAACCAAAGAAGAAAGCAGUAUGUAUACCGAAAACGAUGUCAAUGAAUCAUCAGAGAAUCAAGGAAACUUUCUGUUGACCAAGAAACAGUUGAGGAUCAUGUUUAUCAAAAGAUUCGGCUUCAUCAUAGUAGUCGAUGCUCUUCUUCCGAUCGGCCUUUACUAUAUAUUAAAGAGCCACAUGUUGGCUGUUUGGGCACUUGUCGUCUCAACUGCACCGGUUGUUGCCUCUGUAAUUAUACAAGCAAUAUUUUUACGAAGAAUUGAUCCCAUAGGACUGGCAGUAGUCUUUGGUUUCAUUCUUUCUGUUAUUCUUGCUGUGGUUGACAAAGAUCCAAAGUUGCUUUUAAUGAGAGAGUCAUUUGUGCUGGCUGGUGUUGGUGGUAUCUGUGCGCUUACUCUUAUACCCAUACGAUACAAAUCAUUUGAACUCAGGCCGUUCACAUAUUACAUUGCGAUCGACAUUAUCCCGAUGCGUCAGGUUACCUUCCAAGAUCCCGAUAAGGAACCUCAAAAAAGAAUCGCGUUUUAUUGGGUUAAUUCGCCCUUCUGCCGUUUCCACGUUCGUGUCUUGACAGCUGUUAUCAUUGUGUUCCUUGAGGCCGAGUUUGGUCUGAAGCUCUUUUACAUCUUUACAUUCGAUAUUGAUAAGAUUGUUAUCCUCAGUAAUUCAACAUUGCCUGCAAUUGCUAUCUCUGUAGCUGCCUUCGCAGGGUUCUAUAUUUACUGGAUCGGAAAGAAACUCCAAAAACUAGAGCCAGAGAUGAUGAAAGCUGCUGGAGCCAUACACUAA
Phycomyces blakesleeanus NRRL 1555(-) is the source of this 1011-nucleotide messenger RNA. RefSeq lists its product as hypothetical. The transcript has 3 exons. Lineage: Eukaryota; Fungi; Mucoromycota; Mucoromycetes; Mucorales; Phycomycetaceae. Bases 1 to 1011 code for a protein of 336 amino acids. The record is from RefSeq and is a predicted model, not a curated record.